AUGGCGGCGGCCGGCCCGGCUCCGGGUCCCGUGGACGAGCUGGUCUCGUCGGUGACACUGUACCGCCGGCGGCCGCGGCUCCUCCACGGCACCGUACUGCCCUUCGUGGCGGGGCUCUACCCGGCCUGGUUGUGGCUGUGGGGACCGCGCGUGUGGGCGGCAUGGGGGGAGGCGGCGGCGGCGGCGGAGGAGGAGGGCCCGAGACCGGGCCCGGGCCCCGCGCCCCCCGAGGCCGCGUUGCUGGCGCUCGCCGCCAUCGGUGUCGUCCAUCUGCUGACGGCGCUUUCGGGGCUGUGGUCGGUGCACGCUCACUGCGCCCUCACCUGCGUCCGGGAACCUUGUCCUAAGAAAGCCACGUUGGCUAAAGUUGUGCCAACCCCAAAUAACGGAUCAGUAGAAUUAGUGCCGCUCCACAGAGACCAGGGUGAGGACGGGCAGGAGGCUCUUUCCUUUGAAUUUCAGAAAAUCAAAUACUCCUAUGAGAUAGACAGCAAGAAACAGUUUCUUCCUGUAGCUUUCCCUGUGGAACAUCCCCUUUGUUACUACCAGAACGCCCGAGGCUAUCAGGAGGACAAAGAUAUCCGAGCAGCUGAGAAGAAAUACGGUACAAACAAGGCUGAGAUGGUGGUGCCGGAGUUCUUGGAACUCUUUAAAGAAAGAGCUACAGCUCCGUUCUUCGUCUUUCAGGUGUUCUGUGUGGGUUUGUGGUGCCUGGAUGAAUACUGGUAUUACAGCGUGUUCACUCUCUCCAUGUUGGUUGCGUUUGAAGCUUCUCUGGUCCAGCAGCAAAUGAGGAACAUGUCGGAGAUUCGAAAAAUGGGCAACAAGCCGUACAUGAUCCAGGUUUACAGAAACCGCAAGUGGCGCCCCAUUUCCAGCGAUGAGAUUAUUCCGGGGGAUAUCGUUUCCAUUGGCCGAUCUCCUCAUGAAAAUCUAGUGCCGUGUGAUGUGCUGCUGUUACGUGGAAGGUGCAUUGUAGAUGAAGCCAUGCUGACGGGAGAGUCUGUGCCACAGAUGAAGGAGCCUGUGGAGGAUCUCAGCCCAGAGCACGUCUUGGACAUGCAGACGGAUUCCCGGUUACACAUUAUAUUUGGGGGAACAAAAGUGGUGCAGCACAUCCCGCCCCAGAAAGCCAGCACAGGACUGAAACCUGUCGAUAACGGGUGUGUGGCGUACGCUCUGAGGACCGGCUUCAACACGUCGCAGGGGAAAUUGCUACGUACAAUCCUCUUUGGGGUGAAGAGAGUGACAGCCAAUAACUUAGAGACCUUCAUUUUCAUCCUGUUCCUGCUGGUCUUUGCCAUUGCUGCUGCAGCAUACGUCUGGAUUGAAGGCACCAAGGAUCCUACCAGGAACCGUUACAAGCUCUUCCUGGAGUGUACUUUAAUACUGACUUCGGUCGUUCCACCUGAACUUCCCAUUGAGCUCUCUCUGGCUGUCAACACCUCCCUCAUCGCCUUGGCCAAGCUCUAUGUGUACUGUACAGAGCCCUUCCGCAUCCCCUUUGCAGGCAAAGUUCAGGUUUGCUGUUUUGACAAAACUGGCACGUUAACCAGCGAUCACCUUGUAGUGAGAGGAGUAGCUGGGCUCAGGGAUGGGAAGGAAGUGACACCAGUAUCUGACAUUCCUGUAGAAACCCACCGAGCGAUUGCUACUUGCCACUCACUGGUACAGCUGGAUGAUGGGACGCUGGUGGGAGAUCCGUUGGAGAAGGCGAUGCUGAUGGCUGUGGACUGGACCCUGACCAAAGAUGAGAAAGUUUUCCCCCGAAGUAUUAAAACUCAGGGACUGAAAAUUCACCAGCGCUUUCAUUUUGCCAGUGCCCUGAAAAGAAUGUCUGUCUUGGCGUCGUAUGAGAAGAUCGGCUCGACUGAUCUCUGUUACAUUGCAGCUGUGAAAGGGGCCCCAGAGACGCUGCACAAAAUGUUGUCUCAGUGCCCAAGCAACUAUCACGCUGUCCACACGGAAAUUUCGCAUGAGGGGGCAAGAGUGCUGGCCCUCGGCUACAAAGAACUGGGGCACCUCACACACCAGCAGGUGAGAGAGAUGAAGCGUGAAGCUUUGGAGUGUGAUCUUAGAUUUGUUGGAUUCAUUGUGGUUUCCUGUCCUCUCAAAGCUGACUCCAAAUCCGUCAUCAGGGAGAUCCAGAAUGCAUCACACCACGUAGUGAUGAUAACAGGAGACAAUCCUCUCACCGCCUGCCAUGUGGCCCGGGAGCUACACUUCCUCCAGAGAGAGCACACCCUCAUCCUGCAGCCUCCUGUGAGCAAAGACUCCAGCUGGCAGUGGCAGUCCGUCGAUGGUGCUGUCGUGCUCCCAAUCGUGCCAACCUCCUUGCGAGAGCUGACGCAGCAAUACGACCUGUGUGUAACCGGGGAAGGUCUCUCUCACCUGCAGUCUGUGAACAGACAGCAGCUGCUGAAACUCAUACCACACGUCCAGGUGUUUGCCAGAGUGGUGCCAAAGCAGAAGGAGUUUGUAAUCACUACGUUGAAGAGCCUGGGCUACGUCACGCUGAUGUGUGGGGACGGGACCAACGAUGUCGGAGCUCUGAAACAUGCAGAUGUGGGAGUGGCACUGCUGGCAAACGCUCCCGAGAGGCUGCCCGAACGGAAGAAGAGAACUCGAGACGGACCCGGAGAUGGGAGGCCUGCUUUGCCGUCGAUGGGGAGUGGGACUGUGAAGCCCACCUCCCGUGGUGCCAAGCACAGGGUCAUAUCCCAAAGAGAGGAACAGCUGGCCAUCCAGAGGGUCGGUAACUAGAUGUUUAAAAGCCCGUUACUUACCCCUGCUCUUCGUUCCUCCUCUGGUUUACUGCUAAUUUGCGAGAACUGGAAAUGGCAGGAUGUACUGGGAAAAGACCAGCUUUUCUGCUGCUUCUCCGGAAAUAGCAGAAUGGAUUUGGGCAGAGAAGGUGCCGCUUUUCCAGCCAGCCAUCAAGCUAACGCUGCAAGUGCGUGUUUGUAUCUUUCUCUUACUCGCCUGCAGGAGCGGAUCAGUCAGGUCCUGAAGGAUUUGGAAGAGGAGCGUGUACCAGUUGUGAAGCUGGGCGAUGCCAGCAUCGCAGCCCCCUUUACCUCCAAGCUCUCUUCCAUUCAGUGCAUCUGCCACGUGAUCAAGCAAGGUCGGUGCACGCUAGUGACAACGCUCCAAAUGUUCAAGAUCCUUGCCCUGAACGCCCUGAUCCUUGCUUACAGCCAGAGUGUCCUCUACUUGGAAGGGGUGAAAUUCAGUGAUUUUCAGGCAACUCUGCAGGGUCUGCUGUUGGCUGGCUGCUUCCUUUUCAUCUCCAGGUCGAAGCCUUUGAAGACCCUUUCCAAGGAGCGCCCGCUGCCCAACAUCUUUAACCUCUACACGGUCCUGACAGUGCUGCUGCAGUUCCUCGUGCAUUUCCUCAGCCUCGUUUACCUGUACCGCGGCGCCCAGGCGCGCAGCGAUUCCAGCUCCGCUCUUACCUCUUUGUUCUCUUUUAGACAGGAGGAGUUUGUGGAUCUGUACAAGGAGUUUGAGCCCAGCCUUGUGAACAGCACUGUCUACAUCAUGUCGAUGGCGAUGCAGAUGGCCACGUUUGCUAUCAACUACAAGGGCCAUCCUUUUAUGGAGAGUCUACGGGAGAACAAACCUUUACUGUGGAGCAUCGUCCUUUCGGGACUUGCCAUCGUGGGCCUCCUCACGGGCUCCUCGCCAGAAUUCAACGAGCAGUUUGGCUUGGUAGAAAUCCCUCCCGAGUUCAAGAUCGUCAUCACGCAAGUGUUGCUGGCCGACUUCUUCCUCGCCUUGUUAGUGGACCGAAUUCUUCAGUUUCUGCUGGGGAGCGCAAAGCUCAAAGUGCCUUCCUGA
Messenger RNA from Gavia stellata (red-throated loon), 3840 nucleotides. RefSeq names its product ATPase 13A1 (gene ATP13A1). Gene Ontology annotation, cellular component: endoplasmic reticulum membrane. Gene Ontology annotation, biological process: intracellular calcium ion homeostasis; extraction of mislocalized protein from ER membrane. The record is from RefSeq and is a predicted model, not a curated record. Lineage: Eukaryota; Metazoa; Chordata; Aves; Gaviiformes; Gaviidae. Gene Ontology annotation, molecular function: ATP hydrolysis activity; P-type ion transporter activity; membrane protein dislocase activity.